Salvelinus sp. IW2-2015 is the source of this 5187-nucleotide messenger RNA. Its product is annotated as bromodomain-containing protein 2. NCBI's taxonomy places the organism in Eukaryota, Metazoa, Chordata, Actinopteri, Salmoniformes, Salmonidae. Gene Ontology annotation, biological process: regulation of DNA-templated transcription; chromatin remodeling. Gene Ontology annotation, cellular component: nucleus; chromatin. The record is from RefSeq and is a predicted model, not a curated record.
GCGCAACAGCUUGCUUUUGCUGUCGCAGUGGAAUCCACUAUGCUGGCAACCAAAAUAUAAACUUUGUCAAGAGAAGACCUGCAGUUAUAACAAAUAUAAGUUUCGUGUCGAUGCUAGAAAUGUAUAUUGUCCGCUUGCAUGUAUUACUGCAGUUUUGUCAAGGAAACGUUUCAAUCAAUCCAAUACGCACCACGUGGUUUGGGUUUGUCCAAUUGGAGCAACGSUUUGAUACCCGAAAGCGUGCCCUUUGUUCAGGAUUUCGCCAAGUUAUCAACAAUAUGGUCGAAUUAACUUUUAUACAGCAACAUGUGGACAACGAAUAUGAUUUGUAACGGCAAGAUGACAAUUUCUGGAUACAUCAAUAUAUUUUUUUCCCCUGGGGCAGUGAGUGUGUAGCCUACAACUUUUUGGCAAACAUUUUGCCAUGAGCUUAUUCAUCACAUGACUUCCCUUCCCCCACCCAAAGAAUGAUGAAGAAGUCGGACAUGUUUGAGGGAAAUGUGUUGAAAAAAAAAGUAUCGUGAUGGAGGACAAGYAGAAUUUUGAAGUAAAGUUUUUACUUUGCAUAAUGGAUUUACAAAUUGAGAUUUUUAAUAGUUACAUUUUAUGUAACCCUGGGAGUCAAUUAGCAAACUCUUUGUUGGUAUUUACUCAAGAUUAAGACAAAUAUUAAUGUAUGGUUUAAUUCAAGUUUCAUUGUAUUUAGAAGCUUUCAAAUGUAUACUUUUUGUCCGUAUAUAUUGAAAAUCGCGAGGAUUUAGUGGAGUGACAUUGAAGAGAACGUGUAACCUUGGUGUGGGGGAUGGGUAUUAUCGUUUGGGAACCAUUUUGUAGAGRUUUUAAAACUACCUUUACGAGUUUUUUUUGUCGAAGGUUGGCAUUGUGCUGAUAAUUCAGUAUACUCUKGUUUGUUGCACGUGGACUUCGUCGAAUGAAUAUCUUGGUAUGAUAGGAAAUGGUUGGGGAUUUAGUUGUCUAUGUUAAAUGUAGAUAUAACUAGUUUGGAUUCUCUGGACAGCUAAUGUUGACGACUUGUAAGGUUUAUAGUUAUGAUUUAGUUGAACUGUUCAAAUCGUGAAUGCGGCCUACUUGGGUGUUAUUGAAGUUGAGCAACUUUUCUCUAAAAUUCUUAACAGAUGCGACCUUUGCUAGAAGGUUCUCUUAUAGUAAUUGUUAAGUGGUUGUGUGUAUAUCCGAAAUUCUUAUCUGAUUUGAUAACCAUUUCAGCAAGAGUUGAGAGAAUUGCUGUGUCAUACAAUGGAGGGCAAUUUCCUUUGCCACUUUAGCUUAGUUUGCUUUAUCCUCCCUAAGACAUUUAAAACCUCAGCUUCAGUGUGUGUUAAGCUAUUGUGUCCAUCAAAUGUUGUGCUAUUAAUAGUGUCAGGCCUUGGUUGAGUUAUGACAUUAGUAGGCCUCGGAUAAUGGUAGCCUUUCUUGUAGUUGUCAGAAAUAAUUAUUCCUGGUAAAAUAUGUAGUUAGGUCAGACAGCACGUGGUUUGAAACUAGGCGUUAUGAUCAUCGCCCUUUUGAUCCAACGCAGGGAGUGGUAUUACUUGUACAUUUUGUGACACCAUCAUGUAUGCACAUGUAUGCACAGUCAAGCUCGUGUGCACUUCAAGAUGGCGCUCCGUCAACACAACUAAAAUGCGGCUACUCGGAAAGAAAUGUGUUUAAGCGCUCGGCCUACGUUUGGCAUCUGAUAGAUACGUGUGACUGAACUCGCUAACCAAUGGCUUGCUUUCUGUUUACUCUGGAAGUUCGCGCUGGAGCUCCAGRGACCAAUCAUUAUCGUUGCAUUGCCCACGCUGACGUAAUGUAAUUUGAUAAGCGAAAGGGCGGGUUGUUGGAUGUCGCAUUUCGUAAUCGACUACGUAAAAUAACCAAUCAAAGUAUACAUUUUGAGUGCUGGGAGGUCUAGCCAGUAAUAUUGCGAUUGAUAAUAACAAUAUACAAAUCGGUUGGAUGGGAAGCAUAUAGGAAAACAAAUGGUGUUUGGAGGUGUGGUUACCCUGGUUGACAUGUUCAACUGCGAAUAGAAAAUCAUAGGGCGUAGUCUUAUAUUUCGUAUCCAAUAGAAUGCAUGGUUGGUCUAUAAAUUGUCGGGCAUAGACGCGAGAUGCCAUUUCGCUGAAGCAGUGAUCAGUUGGAUUCCGUGAGGGCUGGAGGAAAGCACGGGCAAAACAGGAACUUGAAUAUUGGUAUUUAAACAGAAUCCGGAUCCAUCGCGAUGGAGACGGCCAUAAACCCGCCCCAUGACAGCUCCCUGGGCGGGGUCGACGUAGGCCUGCAUGGCYUCAUGGCGAUGGAGCAGGGCCCYCCGGGCCCCGGAAAGCGCAUCCGGAAACCYUCACUGCUGUUCGAGGGAUUCGAGGGCCCGCCGUUGCUCCCCCACGGGCAAGCUCCCCCCUCUGGGUCACCACGGCCCCUAGUGCACGACACGAACCGGCAGGGCCGCGCCACCAACCAGCUGCAGUUCCUCCAGAGAGCCAUGAUGAAGUACCUGUGGAGGCACCACUUCGCAUGGCCCUUCCAUGAGCCUGUGGACGCCUCCAAGCUCAGCCUGCCUGACUAUCACAAGAUCAUCAAGCAGCCCAUGGACAUGGGGACCAUCAAGCGGCGCCUGGAGAGCAACUACUACCGCAGCGCCAGCGAGUGCAUGCAGGACUUCAACACCAUGUUCACCAACUGCUACAUCUACAACAAGCCAACAGAUGAUAUUGUUCUGAUGGCCCAGUCCCUGGAGAAAGCGUUCCUUCAGAAGGUUGCCCAGAUGCCCCAGGAGGAGAUAGAACUGCCCCCUCCUCCACCACGGGGCAAACCGGGCAAGCCAGGCAGAGGACGCAGGGCCACAGUACCAGGAGGAGUGACGACUGCUCACCAGGUCCCGGCAGUGUCCCAGUCRGCGUACUCUCCCCCCACGCCGGAKACCCCAGAGUCGCUCUCAACCCCSCCACAGACYCUCCUGGCCAAGAGCCUACCUCUCACCCUCCACAGUACUCCUGCUAUGCUAGGCUUAUCCCCCACACAGCCCACAGCSAAGAAAAAGGGAGUGAAGCGGAAAGCAGACACCACCACCCCCACCACCAUGGCCAUGCCCAUCACCGUGGGCGUUGGCGGGAUUGGCAUGGGCAUGGCCGGCGGGCCCGACUCACCAUUGACACUCACCUCGCUGGGGGUAGGCCAUGGCCUGGGCCUGGGGCUCGGGAUGGGGAUGGGUAUUGGUAUGGGCCGCGGCAGAGGCACYGCGGGCACCAAAGCACCUGCAGGGAGGCGGGGAGUCAGCGGGCGCCCUAUCAAGCCCCCGAAGAAGGACCUGCCGGAUUCUGUGCAGCUCCAGCCGGUGCGACGCGGCAAACUGGGRCAGCAGCUCCGGUACUGCAACGGGAUUCUCAAAGAGCUGCUGUCCAAGAAACACGCYGCGUACGCCUGGCCCUUUUACAAACCAGUGGACGCCUCCAUGCUGGGCCUACACGACUACCACGACAUCAUCAAGCAGCCCAUGGACCUCAGCACCAUCAAGAGGAAAAUGGACAGUCGAGAYUACCGGGACGCCCAGCAGUUUGCCGGCGACGUGAGGAUAAUGUACUCUAACUGCUACAAGUACAACCCUCCAGACCAUGACGUGGUAGCCAUGGCACGCAAACUACAGGACGUCUUUGAGUUCUGCUUUGCCAAGAUGCCCGACGAGCCCGCGGCCCCUCCUGCUUCCAUGGGUGGGCACUCCUCAUCUUCUUCAUCUUCCUCCUCGUCCUCGUCUGAGAGCGACCCCAGCAGCGAGAGCGAGAGCGACAGCAGCCCCAGCUCGGACAGCGAGGAGGAGCGAGCACACCGCCUGGCCGAGCUGCAGGAACAGGUGUGUACACAGCUGAAAGCAGUUCAUGAGCAACUGGCAGCACUCUCCCAGGGCCCCAUCGUCAAGCCUAAGKGGAAGAAAGAGAAGAAGGACAAGAAGAAGAAGAAGAAGCCCGAGAAGCAUCGGGGAAGCCGGGUYCCAGUCGAAGAGGAUAUACCCAUCCGGCCGGCUAAAACGCCCAAGGUCACCAAGAUGCCGAAGAUGUCGAAGACACCCAAGAGCAGCAAAGGGGGCUCCACACAGGGCAAGAGGAGCACUGGCAAGAAGAGCAACAAGAGCAAGUCCUCCAAGAAGUCUCAGGCAGUGACGCUCAGCAUGCACCAGAUGAGCGCCGCCGCCAUGCUCCCCCACUACGACUCCGAGGAGGAAGACGAGGUYUCGCCCAUGAGCUACGACGAGAAGCGGCAGCUCAGCCUGGACAUCAACAAGCUGCCCGGGGAGAAGCUGGGCCGCGUGGUUCARAUCAUCCAGGCACGCGAGCCGUCGCUGCGCGACACCAACCCAGAGGAGAUCGAGAUCGACUUUGAGACGCUCAAGCCGUCCACGCUGCGKGAGCUGGAACGUUACGUCAUGACCUGCCUCCGCAAGAAGCCUCGCAAACCCUAUGCAGGGAAGAAAGGUGGAGCAGGGAAGUCCCGGGAGGAGCUGGCUCUGGAGAAGCAGUUGGAACUGGAGCAGAGGUUGCUGGAUGUCAGCGGSCAGCUCAACUCUGGCAAGAAGCCUCAGAAAACCAAAGCAGAGAAGCCCAGUGCAGUGGAGCCCCACGCCGUAGCAUCUCGCCUCAGCGCCAGCAGCUCCAGCUCAGACUCUUCCUCAUCUUCUUCCUCGUCCUCCUCUGACACCAGUGACUCGGACUGAAAGCUCCAGAUGGAUGGGCAUUGAGCCCACGAACCCCAGACAGGACAGAGCAGGACUGCCAACAGAGCUGCAGGAGGGUCAGACUAUAGUCAGAACUGACCCGGAAUUAAAAAAGAUAGAGAAGAAUCCAGUCCCAACAGAAAGAGUGGAUGGAGAGAGAGUGGGUUUUUUCAUUGCUCUAGAAACCUAGAGGCUUGACAGAGAUGAUGUGCCGUCUCAUAGGAAAAAGAGCCAAUGGCAGGAUCUCUACUGGCUCUAGAAAGAUGGCAGGAUCCCUACUGGCUCUAGAAAGAUGGCAGGAUCCCUACUGGCUCUAGAAAGAUGGCAGGAUCUCAACUGGCUCUAGAAAGAUGGCAUGAUCUUCUCCUGGCUCUAGAAGGCAGGAUCUCAAGAUGGCAGGAUCUCUACUUAGCUCUAGAAAGAUGGCAGGAUCCCUACUGGCUCUAGAGAAAGAUGGCAGGAUCUCAAGAUGGCAG